CUGGAAAGUAGGCUACUUGGAAAAACGUCGGAUCUGUUUCCUGUGAAUCCAACUGAGCUCAUUUUAUCGCCGUUGGCCGGUAGCGACGGCAAAGGAAAGGAGUGCACAUUUUUCACAUUUUAGUAUAUAAAAGUUACGCAGUUAAACAAUUAAGUCAGUGCUUUCAAUCAAGCAACACAUUUAACCAUGUGGGUUGUGAGAUCACAGUUCUGUGAAAUAAGUAUGCAGCUGUGCUUGAACUGAUGUCGUCAGAGACGCUGAAAUGCAAAGCAAUUCUCAGAACACAAUUCCUGGAACUUCUGUCAACUCGUAAAGCCAAACCCACUGAGCUUUUCUUCCUCUGUUUUCGCAAAUACUGUAAAACAUAUUUUCUUCAUCACUUCAAAGACUAGGCUCCGCGUCUGACUGUUCCUUAAUACUUUGUAGUUUUCCUUGAGAGGGAAGUCACGGUCACGGCUUUAUGAUUUUCGCAUUUGUACGGUAUAUUGGACUUCAUCAAGACAGCCAUAUUCGCUUUAUCGUUGCGGAUAUUAAAAAUCGAAUACAUUAAAAAAAAAAUCUUUUUUUUUUCUGUGAAACAACAAAACAUUAAGUGCUCUCGGUAAAUUAAAAUUUCUGUUUUUCGGUCAUUUAACUAGAUAGCUUUCGAUAUUGUUGGUUCUUUUUUCUUUCUCAAGCUUUUGGGCUUAUAAAAAAAGAGCAGAGAAUACAACCUCAAGACUGGACAACCUCUGGGAAUUCUCUAUUUGUGAUGAUUCUCUGUGUACAAGGCCCCAGGGCAGUGCUGCCUGUUCCAGCCACUGAGGUGGUUCCAUUUACAAUGCGGACCGACACACACCUUGGAUUCUCCUCACCCACUGCCCCCUGCUGCCUCCAUAGCCCUCCCAAGUUGUGGGACCCCACAGAAGACUUGCGUGCCAUUGCUCGGACCUUCCACUACCUUGAUAUCUCAGGAUGGUACUGGGGUGCCAUUACAGCAACUGAAGCACAGUCAGUCCUUCAGGAGGCACAGGAGGGGACCUUUUUGAUUCGAGACAGCAGCCACCCCUUGUACAUGCUGACUCUGUCUGUGAAGACAGGACGUGGCCCAACCAAUGUACGAAUUGAGUACAGCCACGGACGUUUCCGUCUGGACUCCAGCUCUCUGGCAAAACCUCGGCUGCUAGCAUUCCCAGAUGUGGCCAGCCUUGUGCAGCACUAUGUAGGGUCAAGCCAGGGUGAGGUGAGGUGCAAAGAGGACCAACCAAUGCCCAAGGGUAGUGCGUUGCUUCUGAAACUGGCUCGGCCACUCCACCGUAGCAAGUCCUGCCCUUCUCUACAGCACCUCACACGGCUCACAAUUAACCGCCUUACCCGCUAUCCCGACCAGCUUCCCCUGCCACGUCCUCUACAACGCUACCUGCAAGAUUACCCCUUUCAUCUUUGAAACAUCCAGCACCCCCUGGGGGACAUGGUAGCUCCCAGCACACCUGACCCUGUGAUUGGAUAAGGAUCUGGCACAGUGAGCUUCUGGUAUGAGUACCAUGUGAUAUACUUACAUUACCACUGGAAGGUUUUAGCACUGAGCUGAAUGGGGGUUGGGGGGGAAUAUGAUAGUCCUGUCACAGAGAACAUGCUGUACAAAUUCAGGUUUGAUCAGAUGAUCAUAUUCUGGACACUGUUCCCUGCCUAGGACCGGGUAGCAUGUCAUCGAUGUGUUGCUCCAGGUCUAGUUUGUCCCCAAAAUUAGUCAGUCAAGAAGGCUUACCCCCUCACACUCAUAAAGCCUGCAGGACCAGUGAUCUGCUCCUGUUUGCUCCUGGAUUGAACCAGUUUGUUUGUAUGGAAUUUUUUAUCAACACUUUUUUAUCAACCUGAAUUCAUGUGAUUAUUUCACAAUGUGGCUGUUUGUAUACAGUAAUAAAAUAUAUAUUUUCUAGAAAAAAUGGCAAA
Molecule: messenger RNA, 1932 nt
Organism: Anguilla rostrata (American eel)
Lineage: Eukaryota; Metazoa; Chordata; Actinopteri; Anguilliformes; Anguillidae
Gene: cisha
Product: cytokine inducible SH2-containing protein a
Exons: 3
Coding region: 752-1426 (224 amino acids)
Biological process (GO): intracellular signal transduction; phosphatidylinositol phosphate biosynthetic process
Cellular component (GO): phosphatidylinositol 3-kinase complex
Molecular function (GO): 1-phosphatidylinositol-3-kinase regulator activity
Source: RefSeq, a predicted model, not a curated record